Molecule: messenger RNA, 1492 nt
Organism: Salmo salar (Atlantic salmon)
Lineage: Eukaryota; Metazoa; Chordata; Actinopteri; Salmoniformes; Salmonidae
Product: RD3 domain-containing protein
Source: RefSeq, a predicted model, not a curated record
CCUCCAGGUGUGCUUAUGAGGUUAGUCCUGUAAAAGACCUGUCAAUCACUCUGUAUAUUAAUACAGGAUUACAUUCAUUGUCAAUCACGAACGAACACAUACCUAUCUGCCACGGACCUUCAAGGUAGCAAGGUGGUCAGUUAGUGGUGUGUAGGAGUGAUAGUUUUGACAUUUUCUUUUUAACCAUUCAUUUUUUGCAGCUGCACACUAAAGACAACAGAAACAAAGAGAAAGUAUUCUGUGAAAUGAAGGCAUUGUCUGCAUCUUGAUAAGAGGAUUUCUAACAAACAAGGAGACUAUUCAAUAAUUGACUUUUGUAAAAGAUGUUCCCCUGGUCAGCAGUGUUUUCUCUGGAGCCGAAGGUGCCUGGACAGCGUACGGCAGAAGAACUGGUCACCAACACCCUGAUGCUGGAGCUGGGUGCCAUGGUGAAGCGCACCGAACGUAUCCGCCUGGAGAGGGUGACGAAAGAGGGCCGGCGCCGGCGCAGCUCUUCCUCCGCUGACUACAGCUGGCUGGCCACUGCCCCCACCCACCAACCCUACGAGCUGACCCCCCGAGACCUGAUAGAACUGCAGGACCUGUGUGCCAGGGUGCCACCGUCUCAGUGUGGCCCUGUCAUUGUUAGGUUCAGGAAUCUGGUGACGGAGAUUGAGCCGGAGGUUCACGAGGUGGCUCGUCUGUUCCGCACGGUUCUACGUGACUGUGUGGAGGGAGAAGAGGAGAACGAGGAGAUGAGGAUGAGGUCAGCCGGCUGGGACAAACAACGCAGCAAGAGCCUCUCCUUUGUAACCUUCCGCUCCAAGUUCCGCCCCGCUCCCUUCAGGGGUGGGGGCCUGGGCGGGUCACGUGGCAACCUGCAGGAGGAGUCGAGCUGGUACGAGGAGGACGAGGUGGAGCAGCAGGAGGGAGCAGCAAACGUGGCGAGAGCGGCCAGGAAGGGGAGGAGCAUGAGCAUGCCUGAUAUCACUCCCAUCGAACAGAGUGCACUUGGCUGAGGGAGAGAGCGGGAGGAAGGGAUGGACUGAGCCACAGUCUUCCCUGUGGCUCAGUUGGUAGAGCAUGGUGUGUGCAACGCCAGGGUUGUGGGUUCGAUUCCCACGGGGGGCCAGUACAAAAAAAAAUAAAAAAAUGUAUGAAAUGUAUGCAUUCACUACUGUAAGUCGCUCUGGAUAAGAGCGUCUGCUAAAUGACUAAAAUGGAAAAAGAGAAUAGGAGAUGAGAGAUUGAUAGGGGAGAAGGUCAAGAUGAGAUACAACAUGUGGACAGCUCACACCUCAGCAGAUUUCCACUGACUGUUUAGACAUAAUGCAGUUACAUAUGCAAGAGUAGAAUUGCAAGCUUAGCCAGCAGAUAUACAAUACUAUUUUGUUUUUUUAUUGUGAAUUACAUUUUCCGAAUGCGUUAACACUUGAAAUGCAUGUAAAAUGAACUAGAAAAUACAGGUCUUAUUUUCCAACAGAUCCUUGAUAAUAAAUGAAGUUUGUGUGUG